ACCAUCAAUAUGAAUAUUUAUAGCUAUACACACAUCUCUAGUAGUCAUCACCCUUCCAAAAAAGGUGGCCAGAUGCAAUUCAAGAUAAGAAGUAUGAAUAGGUUUCAAUUAUGUCAAGCGGUGUUGACAAAUUAACCAUAAAAGCCACCAUGUGGAUGAAUCUUUCAUGCUCAAAGCAAUGCAACAACAAUUUCAGAGGCUGAACAUCAUGUUUGGUGAGAUUAAAGACAAAAUGGACAAGCAAGAUGCAGCAAUAGCCAAGUUAUACCAAACACAUGAUGGAAGUCCGAAUUUGCGUAGGAAUGAUGCUAAUGACAAUUUCAAUGACGAUUAUGAAGAUGCACUCAACAAUGACGCCCAGAACUCAAAUUUCAGCAUGGACAAAAUUAUGAGAGGUAGAGGGAGCCAAAGAGAGCAAAAUCUUACGAGGUGGGGAGAUCGGCAAGAUCAUGACUUAUGUAGCAUCAAGAUGAAGAUUCCUCCAUUUCAAGGCAAAAAUGAUCCAGAUGUGUAUUUGGAGUGGGAAAAGAAGCUUGUGCUUAGUCGACGUAAAAAUCGAGAGCAUCCUAUUGACACUUGGGAAAAGAUGAAAACUGUGAUGAGAAAACGAUUUGUUCCUAGUCACUACUACCGUGAUCUCUAUCAACGAUUGCAGGCCCUUAGUCAAGGGUCCAAAAGUGUUGAGGAUUAUCACAAAGAGAUGGAAAUCGUAAUAGUUAGAGCGAAUGUGGAAAAGGAUAGAGAAGCAACUAUGGCACGGUUUGUGCAUGGCUUAAAUCGUGCUAUAGCUAAUGUGGUAGAGCUGCAACAUUGGUGGGAUCAGCUUGUGCUUAGUCGACAUAAAAAUCAAGAGCAUCCUAUUGACACUUGGGAAAAGAUGAAAACUGUGAUGAGAAAACGAUUUGUUCCUAGUCACUACUACCAUGAUCUCUAUCAGCGAUUGCAGGCCCUUAGUCAAAGGUCCAAAAGUGUUGAGGAUUAUCACAAAGAGAUGGAAAUCGUAAUGCAUUAUGUGAAAUUAGAAGAUAUGGUGCAUAUGGUGAUGAAAGUAGAACGGCAACUCAAGCGUAAAGAAACCACCAGCAGAACUGGACAAAAUUCAGUUUCCUCAUCUUCUCAGAAACUGAAUUGGAGUAAAAAGGAAGAAAAUUCUACCUUUAAGCCUAAAACUAUAGCAUCUAACUCAAAAGAAGUUGGCAGCAAUGAGAAGAGUAAAACAGAAGAUGAAGAAAUUGAAACCGAGGGUGAAUCCAAUGAUGAAUCUAUGCCACCAUCAGAAGAUGCUAAUGAUGGUGUGGAAGAUGCCGUUGAUAGAGAACUUCUCGUCACCAGGCGAGCUUUGAAUGUGCAAGCCAAAGAAGAUGAUGAAGUACAACGUGACAAUAUAUUUCACACAAGGUGCCAUGUCAAAAACAAGCUAGGUGCAAUACGAGUAGAAGAAAUAGGAGCAGGAGUAGAAGAAAUAAGAACAGGAGCUGUAGGAGUGGAAAGCACUGGGGAUGGAGGUGGCAUACUUGUGGCAGAAGAUGCUUGCCGUCUCACCUUCGCCAUGAAUUCAUGAACAAACAUGGUCAUCUAAGGGUUUUUUGCCCCUCCCUCUUGAGGAGCAGCCUGGGCAAAGGGAUUACAGGCCGGAAUUGGAGGAGUGUUAUCAUCCUCACGGCCACCCCUCGUGCCCCUAUGGCAUUUUGGAGCCAUUUAUAAACACAUAGAAGGUUU
Molecule: messenger RNA, 1719 nt
Organism: Rubroshorea leprosula
Lineage: Eukaryota; Viridiplantae; Streptophyta; Magnoliopsida; Malvales; Dipterocarpaceae
Source: the annotation of a GenBank genome assembly